This is a messenger RNA of Cervus elaphus (red deer), 231 nucleotides long. RefSeq names its product serine protease inhibitor Kazal-type 14-like. Lineage: Eukaryota; Metazoa; Chordata; Mammalia; Artiodactyla; Cervidae. The transcript has 3 exons. The record is from RefSeq and is a predicted model, not a curated record. The coding region runs from base 1 to 231 and encodes 76 amino acids. Gene Ontology annotation, molecular function: protein binding.
AUGGUUUCAGGCCCUCCACACUGGUGGCCACCACAUGGAAAUAUUAAGGUGAAAUGUCCAUAUAAGAAAGUAGACUUCAGUUGGUUCCAGGGAACAGUGAAUCCCUGCCCUGGUUUAUACCAACCCAUCUGUGGCAACAAUUUGAUAACCUAUGACAACCCAUGCAUCUUGUGUGUUGAGAGUAUGAAAUCUCGGGGGAAAAUCAGAUUUCUACAUGAUGGACAAUGCUAG